Meleagris gallopavo (turkey) is the source of this 724-nucleotide messenger RNA. The record is from RefSeq and is a predicted model, not a curated record. Lineage: Eukaryota; Metazoa; Chordata; Aves; Galliformes; Phasianidae.
UAACAGAAAAUAUUAUUCUUCAUUUCAGCUUCAGGGACUGGAAUGGAUGGUUUCACUCUAUAAUAACAAUCUGAAUGGGAUUUUAGCUGAUGAAAUGGGUCUGGGAAAGACAAUACAGACUAUUGCACUUAUCACUUACUUGAUGGAGCACAAAAGGCUCAAUGGCCCCUAUCUCAUCAUUGUUCCUCUUUCGACGUUAUCCAACUGGACGUACGAAUUUGACAAGUGGGCUCCUUCUGUGGUGAAGAUAUCUUACAAGGGUACACCUGCAAUGCGCCGUUCACUUGUUCCUCAGCUUCGAAGUGGAAAAUUUAAUGUUCUUUUGACUACGUAUGAGUACAUAAUAAAGGACAAACAUAUUCUUGCUAAGAUUCGAUGGAAAUACAUGAUAGUAGAUGAAGGUCAUCGAAUGAAGAAUCAUCACUGCAAACUGACUCAAGUCUUAAACACUCACUAUGUGGCCCCUAGACGAAUACUGCUGACUGGGACACCAUUGCAGAACAAAUUGCCUGAACUGUGGGCUCUUCUCAAUUUUCUUCUUCCAACCAUUUUCAAGAGCUGUAGCACCUUUGAACAGUGGUUCAACGCUCCAUUUGCCAUGACAGGAGAGAGGGUACUGUAUCAGGAUUUUUUAAAUUUUUUUAUUUUUUUAAACAUCAGAAACAAAACACUUUGCAUGAGCUCCAUUUUGUUUUCAGAAGCACAGUAGCACUUGAACUCUCUC